ACUAACUCGAUUGUCCAACUCAACAAAAAAAUUGACUUUGGAGUAAUGCGAGGGCAUAUCAGUGAGUUGUGGCGUAAGGGUGAACCAGCCUCAUGCGGUUACGUCUCAAAUCAAACCAAGGUGGUGUUCCGUUCGAACACAGCAGUUAUUCAUUUAUUCAUUCAAAUGAGCAAUGAAAUGUGGAAUUUUGAUGAAUUCGGGGAUCUGUAUUUCGAAAAGGCUGUGAAAUUUUUACGAGAAUUGUUUUUGAAUCGAUGGACGGAGUCAAAUUGUGUCCACGAUGUAACUCUUGUCCUCUUCAGCAGAAUUUAUGUUAAUUUAAAUCCGGAAGACCUUCGGAUAGCUGAUUUGCUGAAUAAAACAGUGAUCUGCAAAGAUGAAAAAGGCCAACUCUACACCGAUUUUUAUAAGGUCCUCGUGCAAAACGAGCGGUUUACACCUGAGGAAUGGCGGCGGACGUUGACUCAGUUGUUGCUGGAGUUCAGAAUUUUUCAGUCCGAACUUCGGCAGUAUAUUCUCUCGACUCUAGAAGACAUAAAAUACCCCCAAGAUGUAACCAUUCGGCUGCCACCGGCCAGGGAAGGCAACGUCUUAGAAGCCCUUAAUCUCACGCUUACACUAUAUGAGGAAUACAAUAUCGACCGAAAUUUCGAUCGGACGGGCAAGGUCUGUGUUAUUGUUACACCAGGGUCUGGCGUCUUCGAUGCUAGCCGUGAUCUUAUAUCUCUUUCAAAACAACGGAGCCUCGAUUUAGGCGUGACGGUUGAUUUGGUAUGUCUGGGCACGCAACCUCUCCAUGCUGUACCUCUGUUGGUUUGUCGAGAUAGCCAGAAACCAGGUUUCCAAGGCAAAAGUUACAUCGUUCCACACUGGAUCAACCACAGAUUUCCGGAACAUGCAGAACUCCGCCCGCACAGUUUUGCUGAUCUCUGUGCUGCUUCCGAUCGCUCAUCGCCGCAGUCACACUCUUCAUGCACCGGCACUAUCCGUAACAACUUCGGGGCUGGACAUGUUGGUGACACUUCACACACAAGGGCUGACAUAAAGCGCAUUUGCGAACUUGCUAAUGCCGUGGCUGGGAAAGCUGCAGUGGCCACAUCUGUAGAAUCCUGUGCCGCCGCCGAGAUCUCAGUGAUGAAGGUGGCUACACAGUCGAUAGAACACACCCGGCACCAGGAUACUGACAUUUCGGCCCCCCAGCGAAAGUGCUCUAUCUCGAUAGACGAGGGAGUACCAGCAGGCUGGAGUAUUCAACGUCGCAAAGAGAGUAUACAAAGCAAGAACACUAUGGAGAGUCAGAUUUGUGGUGCGGUCUUGUGUAACAUUUUGGAUCCAUUAUGUCAGGGACAAAUGGCAUUCGGAACCGAAUGGAUGUCCCUCUAUGGAUACCCUUGGUCCGGCGUUCAGCACCAGUUGAAUCGCUAUCCAGUCGCCAACAGUAACUCCACUGGCCGGAUUAAUCGAGCAAUCUGUGGGAAGGGGGGACUGUCUGUGGCCAUGUCGCAAGAGAUGCUCCUGCACACAGACCCAUAUGCGCGGGGCUUGCGAGGCGACGAUCUGCCCGUUCGAGACAGGAAGUACAAAUUCAGCACACCUGCAUUUGGAUCACAGUUACUGUCAACCUCAGUCAAGGCGGACACUUGGCUCUCCUUGCAGAGUCAGUAUGUACGCGCUCCUCUCCAUUCGGCAAUAGCCAGCGGUAACAGUGGCAACAGCAGCAACAACAAGACCGCCCUGGCAGCCUUUAAGACGUUUCCCUUUGGCAUUAAUCCACAUCUUUUUGGCCUCCGACGGACUGCAGGGCAGCGCAGAUGGGCCCACUUCCAUGCCGUUGCUUACCGCUCACAUCAGAACGCGUUCGAGAAUUCUCAUUGUCUGCUUGUUCUCGAGGGCGAGAAACCGUGCCUCAACUUGUCCAAGGUGUGGCAUGCAUAUUUCGACUUCUGCCGGCAUGCUUUGAGGACGCUGUUGUUGCAGGCUUUCACACCCGAGGUUCCUGCUUCCGCCGACGUCUUUUUCUCCUCCGAAAUGGACUCAGUUAUGAAUCUGCCGAGGCUGAAGGCCCCUUCAUCAACCUAG
Dibothriocephalus latus is the source of this 2079-nucleotide messenger RNA. The record is from the annotation of a GenBank genome assembly. NCBI's taxonomy places the organism in Eukaryota, Metazoa, Platyhelminthes, Cestoda, Diphyllobothriidea, Diphyllobothriidae.